Molecule: messenger RNA, 2630 nt
Organism: Bombina bombina (fire-bellied toad)
Lineage: Eukaryota; Metazoa; Chordata; Amphibia; Anura; Bombinatoridae
Product: gastrula zinc finger protein XlCGF26.1-like
Exons: 6
Coding region: 353-1759 (468 amino acids)
Biological process (GO): negative regulation of transcription by RNA polymerase II
Molecular function (GO): DNA-binding transcription repressor activity, RNA polymerase II-specific
Source: RefSeq, a predicted model, not a curated record
GGGAAAGAGUAGCUGUGCAGCUUCCUGCAGUGUUUUUGCCAUUUUUGAUCGCUGCAGUCAUUGUUACUGUAAUGCGGAACAAACUGCUGCCGUCUCAGAUAUCAAUACAUCAGUUUCGUGCAGUUCUCACUGUUACAGAAUAUCACUGACCAUGAACAAGAUAAAGAAGAAGCUGCCUGAGCAGAUCCUGAAUCACAUCCUUUAGAUUCUCUACCUGCUGACAGGAGAGUUGUAGGUCUGUGUUACUGUGACAAGGUGAGUUCCUGUUACUUGGAGUUCUUGGAGUAUUGGGGCUGACUCACGUGUGACCAACAAGCUGACGACUGAGAAGAACCAAACCUCAGAGAUCUACAUGCUGACUGGGGAGGAACAAAUGGAGUUUGAUGAAGUUGCAGUUUAUUUCUCGGAGGAGGAGUGGGGCUGUUUAACUGAAGAACAAAAAGAGCUUUAUAAGGAUGUGAUGAUGGAGAAUUACCAGACCCUCAGCUCUCUAGGAUAUGUUCGCGUGAAACCUUUACUUGUUACAAAGAUUGAGCACAGAGAGGAGCCGUAUGUGAGCAGCUUUCCAAUUAAAAAAGGUGGAUUCACAAACUGCAGUUAUCCUAGUCAUGCUCAGAGUGCAGAUUCUUCUUUCAAUCUUUUAAAAAAUCAAAGAAGUCACAAAGGAAAUGUAUGUUCUGAAUGUGGGAAAUGUUUCACAGAGAAAUCAUUUCUUUUUGACCAUCUGAAAUCUCAUACAGGAGAGAAAAACAAUUCAUGUUCUGACUGUGGCAAAUGUUUUAUUUGUGAAUCAGAUCUUAUUAUGCAUCACAGAAUUCACACAGAAGAAAAGGCAUUUUCAUGUUCUGAGUGUGGGAAAUGUUUUACUCUGAAAUCAGAUCUUAUUAGGCAUCACAAAAUUCACACUGGAGAAAAAGCAUUUUCAUGCUCCUACUGUGGGAAAUAUUUUACUCGGAAAUCAACUGUUAUUAGGCAUCAAAGAAUUCACAAAGUAGAAAAGAAAUUUUCAUGUUCUGAGUGUGGGAAAUGUUUUAAUCAAAAAUCAUAUCUUAUUAAGCAUCACAAAAUUCACACAGGAGAAAAAGCAUUUUGUUCUGAUUGUGGCAAAUGUUUUAUUCGUGAAUCAGAUUUAAUUAUGCAUCGCAAAAUUCACACAGGAGAAAAUGCAUUUUCAUGUUCUGAGUGUGGAAAAUGUUUUAUUCAUGAAUCAUAUCUUAUUAUCCAUCGCAAAAUUCACACAGGAGAAAAAGCAUUUUCAUGUUCUGAGUGUGGGAAAUGUUUUACUCAGAAAUCACAUCUUUUUGCUCAUCACAAUAUUCACACAGGAGAAAAAGCAUUUUCAUGUUCUUACUGUGGAAAAUGUUUUACUCGGAAAUCAACUCUUAUUAGACAUCACAAAAUUCAUACAGGAGAAAAAGUAUUUUCAUGUUCUGACUGUGGGAAAUGUUUUACUCAGAAAUCAACUCUUAUUAGUCAUCACAAAAUUCAUACAGGAGAAAAAGUAUUUUCAUGUUCUGACUCUGGGAAAUGUUUUACUCUGAAAUCAACUCUUAUUAGACAUCACAAAAUUCAUACAGGAGAAAAAGCAUUUUCAUGUUCUGACUGUGGAAAAUGUUUUACUCGGAAAUCAACUCUUACUAGGCAUCACAAAAUUCAUACAGGAGAAAAAGCAUUUUCAUGUUCUGACUGUGGAAAAUGUUUUACUCGGAAAUCAACUCUUGUUAGGCAUCACAAAAUUCACAGAGGAGACAAAGCAUGAUCUGACUGUGGGAAAUGAUCAAUAAGAGUUUAUUUCUGAGUAAAAUAUCAGAAAAUUCAUACAGGAAAGAAAGCAUUUUCAAGUUCUGACUGGGAAAUGUUUUAUUCAGAAAUCAGAUCUUAUUACACAUCACAAAAUUUACAUAGGAGAAAGGGCAUUUUCAUGUUCUGGGCGUAGGAAAUGUUUUACUAGGAAAUCAACUCUUUUUACACAUCAGAAAAUUCAUACAGAAGAGAAAACCUUUUCAUGUUUUGACUGUGGGAAAUUAUUAAACCCUUAACGACACGCGUCGUACAGGGUACGUCUUGCACAAACUGGUCUUUAAAGACCAGCGACGUACCCUAUACGACGUUAAGAUUCUUCGUUGAUAUGCGCUUCGCAACAGGUUGAAGCCCGGUUUUCCUCUCGAAGGGCAGUGAAUGUCAGAGGGAUGUGAAGAGAGUAUUGCCUAUUUGAAUACAAUGGUCUACCUCUAGGGGAUCAAUUUCAUAGGUUCUCUGUUAUCGGUCGUAGAGAUUUCUUCUCCUACCUCCCUUUUCAGAUCGACGAUAUACUCUUAUAUACCUUUACCUCUACUGAUUCUGUUUCAGUACUGGUUUGGCUAUCUACUACAUGUAGAGGAGUGUCCUGGGGUAAGUAAAUCUUCUUCUUUGUGACACUCUGCGCUAUGGUUGGGCACUUUAUUUGUAAAGUUCUAAAUAUAUGUCUAUAAACUUAUAUUUGCCUUGAUUCAGGAUAAUCAGUAUUCCUUUUCAAUACAGACUGUCAGUUUCAUUAUUGGGAUAAUGCAUUUAUUUAUUUUUUCUUACCUUGAAAAAUUUUCAUUUGGCCUUUUUUCCUGCGUGCUGUUAGGCUCGCGGGGGCAGAAAAU